UACAAUCAGCCCGUUUAGUUGUAGAUUUUCCGUCUGAAUAGGAGAACAAACACGUAAAUUGGUAGAUAUGAUUAGGUUUUAGCAGUAAGUGAAGUAAAAGUGGAUAUUUAAAACGAAGAAUAAUGUUGUCGCCAACAGUUAUUUAUGGUUCAGCUUUACUUGUCUUCACGUGGCAAUUCUUGGAAGGCCUACAAGAAGAGAAACAUACACGUGUCAAGCGAGGAGCCGCACCAAGUAACUGCUAUCACAGUUGUCCAGGAGGUGAUGGUAAUUGUUACUUUGACAACAAUAUCAACGACUUUCGAUGCAAGUGUCCUUGUUGGUCCAAAUACUGCGGAUACCUAGAAGAAAAUUGUAACAACCGUGGAACGUGUGUUGCGAUGUCUGGAAAUACCGAUUUCACAUGCAAUAAUUGCAUAGCUGGAUGGAAAGGAAAACGAUGCCAUCUCAUUGACUGCGACAGUGGAUUGUAUUGCACCAAUGAAGGCGUUUGUGUUGACGACAUCAAUGGUGGAACGGACUACCGCUGUAUUUGUAAGGAGGGCUGGACAGGAAAGGACUGCCAAUUUAUCGAUUGUUCCAGUCCAAUCCGCUGCAUGAACGAAGGGCAGUGUCAUUUACAAAACGGUGGUAAGGAGUUCAACUGUACAUGUGCAGAUGGAUACUUGGGUGACAACUGUCAAAUAGAUAUGUGUUCGCCUUACAAAAUUGCCGAUAUAGUGUUUAUUAUUGACGUUUCGGACAGUCAAGAUCGAAAGGUGUUUGACGAACAGAAGAACUUCGUAAAAUACUUUAUUGCUCAGUUCCCACUUGGACCAGACCACUUCCAGUUCAGCUUAGUUUUGUACGCUAGUGAGCCCCAUGCUGUUUUCAAUCUAAGCAACACAUAUGACAACAACACCAUCAUAGACGCUGUAGACAAUGUGACAAUCCCCGAUGAUAUACACGGGGCUACUUUUACCGACAAAGCAUUGGCCUUUGUGAAAGAUCACUCAUUCGUAACAACCAACGGCGGACGUGCUGACGUGGAUAGAUACAUUAUUAUUCUGACGGACGGCAUGUCAAGCAAAUCAAUAGAGACUGUCAACCAAGCAAAGGAGCUGCGCUUGUCCUAUCCAAACAUACGAAUAAAAAGCAUCGGGUCCGGCAAGUAUGUGUUUCAUAAAGAGCUGCUGGACAUUUGCGCAUCCCUUCUUAAUGUGUUCCCUCAGCAUGGUAACGACUCGGUUCGGAGUGUUCAGAAAUCUACCAUGUAUGGAUGCAAACGAUGUACAAAAUCAUACUCGGACGUUGCCGUUGCAUUCGACAUUUCCUCCUUUAAUUAUGGUCAGCUGGACGCAGUUCUGAAAACGGCAGAGGCUCUGAUCACAAAUCUCCACACAGAUAACAACCAGACAAGGGUCAGUCUGUCUACAUACGAAAGCGUUGCCGAGGAAGUUUUUGAGUUUGACAAAUACAGGACAAGUUAUGACAUGAUAACCGCUAUGAAUAAACAUGUUCAAAAAAGAGAAACAUGCAAGAAAGAUGGACAAUGUUCGCGUACAAAUAUAAGCUCUUUGUUGCAGGAUAUUUCGAGUGAAUUUCAUUUGAAUUCUGAAAAGUCUAGACGUAAAGCUGUUAUUAUAUUUUCCCAAUUCACAUUCGACAAGGACAGUUCUGAACAUGUUUUCCGUGAAAUUCAGAAUCUGAAAGACGAUGGUGUGUUUGUUGUUGUUGUCGGCGAAGGACCCAAGGCCAAUAUAGAUAAUAUGUUAAAAUUAUCAACCACUCCCUUUUUUACAUUUAUUAUCGGGGAAGAUUUAAACACCCCUAUUGAAGCCAUUUUAGCACUAUUGUCGACACUGGAAUACGACAUUUGUUUUGCAUAGUAUGAAGACAUUAUAUUUAUGCAUCUUCUGACGUUUUUUUUGCAAUGACUAUAUAUUGUACAGUAAUAUAAAUGCAUGUGCAUUGCAUCUUCAUUAUUAAUUUAGUUUUGUUUCUACUGAAAACGUGAUGAUUUGACGUUGAUUUGAAGUUUAUUAGCAUGGGCGUUAUUACUAGACACCUAAUUAUUUGGAUGAACUUUCU
Molecule: messenger RNA, 2070 nt
Organism: Dreissena polymorpha
Lineage: Eukaryota; Metazoa; Mollusca; Bivalvia; Myida; Dreissenidae
Product: collagen alpha-4(VI) chain-like
Exons: 8
Coding region: 123-1868 (581 amino acids)
Source: RefSeq, a predicted model, not a curated record